AUGAGUGUGUUGGGGAAAGCAAGAGAAGGAAUAGUUCCAUUGAUGAAUGUUGUUAGGUUAAAAGGAAUGUCUAUUUUGGAUCAAUUGCAUUUAGAAGAACGGUUACUUCGAACAACUUCCGAUAAUUGGUGUCUUAUUAAUGAUGGAACUAAUUCCCCUGCCAUUGUAAUGGGUUUGUCUGGGAAACUUUCCGAACUUGUUGAAGCCAAGUCUGUGUUGCGAGAUCAUAUACCUAUCAUCAGAAGGUUUACUGGAGGAGGAACUGUUAUUGUUGACAAUGGCACUAUAUUUGUUACGCUAAUAUGCAAUAAAGAUGCUGUUCCAAAUGUUCAACCCUUUCCCCGUCCCAUUAUGUCGUGGAGUGGUCUAUUGUAUAGUAAAGUUUUUGAAGGGAUUGCCGAUUUCCAACUCCGUGAAAAUGAUUAUGCCUUUGGUGAUCGCAAGUUUGGUGGAAAUGCUCAAUCUAUAACCAAGAACCGUUGGAUACACCACACAUCUUUUCUAUGGGAUUAUGAAGUCAAGAAUAUGUCUUAUCUCAAGUUACCUGCAAAGGCUCCUGAGUAUCGAUUAACGAGAGAUCACACGGAUUUUAUUUGUCGAAUGAAGGAGCAUAUGCCAAGAUCAAAAUUUAUAGAGAGAACUAUAAAGGCGGUCGGAGACGAGUUUUCUGUGAGUCCCGUUAGCUUGGAUUCCAUAGACAUUGAUUCUGUUUCUGAAUAUGUUCAUACUACUAGGCUACUAACAGAGCAGGAAAUUCGAGAAGCUUCUAUUCUUCAAACUUGAAAACAUAGUUACAAAAGCACCGACAAUAAUUUACGAGUAGUAUUCGAGAUCAAAUUCAUUGAUGGGGGAAGGAGGAUGCCCCUGAGGAACUUGCUUUUUCAAGUUGAGUGAUAAUGAAAUUUAAAUUCUGUGUUUUGAAAUUGUUGUAUAAUCAAUUUUUUCUGACCAAAUUAUUUAGAUGACAAUUUUUUUUCUAUAUAAUUUUAUUUGUUGCAAUAUAUAUUUAUUUUGCUGAUCAUUUCUUUUAUGAUUUCCUUUUAUUCUACAACAUUUAGAUUUGACAGUGUUGUUCAAAUGUAUAUCUCUGUUUUAGUGAGGAAUCAUGAUCAGUUAUCACAUUAAUUCAAAAUAACAACUUUAGGAUUGCAAGUGAAGUUAUAAC
Molecule: messenger RNA, 1165 nt
Organism: Trifolium pratense (red clover)
Lineage: Eukaryota; Viridiplantae; Streptophyta; Magnoliopsida; Fabales; Fabaceae
Exons: 4
Coding region: 1-783 (260 amino acids)
Biological process (GO): protein modification process
Cellular component (GO): mitochondrion
Source: RefSeq, a predicted model, not a curated record